GGGCGGAGGAGGAGAGGGGCUGGGGGAGAGCGCACGUCCCAUCCAGCCCCCCCACCCCUGCGCUCGCCGCUGCUCCGGCUCCGACGCGGAGGAGCCGAGAGGAGUCGCCUCGCCGCAGAGAUCGGGGUUGAUCCGAAGUGGCUGCAGACCUGCCGCCCUUCCUCCUCCUCCCCAUGAGGGCUCUUUCCCCCAGAGGCUCCGGGUUGCUUCCCCUGCUGCCUCCGGGAUCGGGAUGGAGACGCCUGCUUUCUGGCUAGUGCAACUUUUCCUCUGCCUGCUGUGGGUUAAUCAUCUAAUGACACUUGGAUUAGGAGGUGCACGACAUCAAGCAAUUGUUUGCAAUGAAUCUCUCAUGUUAGAAAAGUUGCCUGCCUGUGGAAAAUCAUUUGAAGAAAUGAUGAAGAAAGUAGACUCUAAAAAAUGGUGCAACCUAACAGAAUUUAUCAUGUAUUAUGAUAAUUUUACCCAGUGCACAGAGCAUGAAGCCAACAAUGCAAGCUGCUUCUGGCCAAACCCCCUUGCAGAGCACUUCAUCACUGGAAUCCAUAAACAAUUCUUUUCAAAUUGUACAUCAGAAGAGGUCCAUUGGGAAGAUCCUCCAGAUGAAAUUCUCAUACCUCUGAUCUUAAUCCCUGUCUUGCUGACAGGUGCCAUGAUAACGCUGGUGGUGUGGUGCAGUAAGAGAAGUGAUAUUUUAGUAUGAACCACACUUUGUUUUUCCCCCAUUUUCUGUCUUUUAAAAUAUAAGAAGAAAAGUUGAUUCCGUUUCACAUUUCAGAUCUGAAGAGCUUUAACCUGUCAGGUACUAAGAGAGAAAACUUUCCUAUGGUCAAACAAGUGUUCUGCUUGGACCUAAAGACAACUUCUAAACUGAAGGUUUUCAGCAUUGCUCAUACAAAGAAACCAUGUUUUCAUCAAAACCAGUGUGGUUAACAGGUCAUGGAAAUCCCAUUCAGGUUUGGAUAAUGAGGGAAUGGACUUGCUAGCCGAAGGAGAGUUUGGUUGAGUGAGCUAAAAUUUUUUAAAAUGUUAUGUAUAUGUAUUUGAAUGCACAAUUAGUGAUUAAUUUGCCUUAUUUACAAUGGUGUUAUGCUGGACCUUUGAGUUUUCCUUUGUUAACUUUGUUACUUCAGUGGAAGAGACCCACUAAAGCAAUUUAACAAGAAGAUUACCACGAGGCAGCUUUUCUUGGAGGUUAAUACAAACAUAUUGAAUUAAAGAUUGCAACUGUUGUCUUGGGGGAAGGAACAAUUCAUACGGCCAGUGACUAUUAUACAGAGAAAACAUUGUGUAUCUAAAACGUCCUUUGGCUUAUUUAGAAUUGGCUCAUCUAAGAAGGGACUUCAGGAAGGAUGAAGAUCUUUUCCCAGAGCUGGAAAAUACGAAUGGGAAGUGGAAUGAUUAUGAAUUUACCAAGGAAUGGUAAAGGAACUGUCAUAUGCCAUAUCCCUUUUUUCUUUGUUUUAAUUAUUAUUCUUAUUAUAUUGAUGACUGUGUUCACUGUGUGCCCCCUAUUUUCACUUCACAAAGAAUCUUUUUUGUUCAAGUGAUGUCCUCUAAGCAACAAUAAUAAAAAGUGUUAUAUUAAUUGA
Molecule: messenger RNA, 1592 nt
Organism: Gavialis gangeticus (Gharial)
Lineage: Eukaryota; Metazoa; Chordata; Crocodylia; Gavialidae
Gene: RAMP3
Product: receptor activity modifying protein 3
Exons: 4
Coding region: 233-703 (156 amino acids)
Biological process (GO): intracellular protein transport; G protein-coupled receptor signaling pathway; regulation of G protein-coupled receptor signaling pathway
Cellular component (GO): signaling receptor complex; membrane; cell surface
Molecular function (GO): coreceptor activity
Source: RefSeq, a predicted model, not a curated record